AUGAAUAAUUAUUAUGCUCGAUUGCUCAAGAUUUAUGUCGUAACACCCUUGUUCUUCACUGUGAUUCCAGUGACUCUGAUCAUCAUUGUUCUGCAAGGAAUGAUUCGAAACAUUCGUCAACUUACACUGAACAGUUGUCAACAAGAUCGGUUCGAACGACAAAUUCGUCGAAUGUUGAUUGUUCAACGAAUUCUCCUCGCAGCAUCAGGAUUUCCAUUUGCAUUGGAAUCCGCUUAUCUCCAUGCCACAAGCACAACACAAAAGUCAAGUCUUCACAAGACAGUUGAAAAUCUUUUUUUACAGAUCCUUCGCUUCGUUUUCCAUAUGAAUUUCGUUGGAACGUUGUAUUUUUAUUUAUAUAUUUCGAGUGAGAAGUGCGAAAAAUACUCCAAGAGUUAUUUAUGA
Adineta ricciae is the source of this 405-nucleotide messenger RNA. The record is from the annotation of a GenBank genome assembly. Lineage: Eukaryota; Metazoa; Rotifera; Eurotatoria; Adinetida; Adinetidae.